UGAUGGAACCAAUUCUUUUAGUUUUUAACUAGGUCACAAUUUGCAAUGAUUUGCGGGGGCGAAUUUUUGUAUAGCAUAUAAUAAAAAUGAUUAUAUACUCUGGACGAACUAGCUCAAUAGUCAAGCUUUGCUGUGUCCUUAUCGUCGUAAAUAAUAAUUCCAAUAUAACUUGAUUGAUUGGGAGUUAUUUAGUACAAGCUAACAAUCCCCAUUCAAAUACAACAGGCAGAUAUCUGCACAAUGCAACGAAGAAUGGCACUUCUAGUGACUUAUGGCAAUACCUACAAUCUAAGUAAGAUUUGACAACAUAAUAAUAUGGGAAAUGCAAAUUUUUUCAAGAUUGGGUGCUAAUGGGUCACUUUUGUGGGGAACGAGUGGGUUCGCAGAAAGUGAAGAUGAUCGUUGAUUACAAACUCUUGACCGCACCAUUCAUUUAAGCGAGGCAUGAGCCAAGUUGAUUUUCCCUUUCAUCUCAUCUUCAUUUUUGACUCAUCUUCACAAAAAGAUGACUUUAUUUUCGAUAUCCGCUCCACGUUUCCCAUCGUAUCAGUAGGAAUCUUCUUUUUUCUGCAAGAGACAAAAACCAAAUGCGAGUUGGACAUUGGCUCAGUUAUCCUUUUUUGCAGGGAUAAAACUCUUGUGGAUUGCUUCCUUUGCACAGAAAUAUUUAUUUAAUUUUUUAUUUAAUGUGUAAGGUGAUGAGUCCCAUUGCCUAGUGUGAUUAUAUAUAUAUAACGUGAGCUAACGUUAAAAACAAGAGGAGAGUUGAGAUUUCCUUUUAGGAGGCAAAAUGAGACAUAUUAAGGUGAUAUUGAGGUUGCUUUGAUGUCUUGUACUUAUUUUCCGAUAGAAAAAAUUUGGGAAUAUUUUUUUCAGAGAUUGGCCAUUGUCGCUUUAUGGAUGGGUUUCAUGACGAUUGGUGUCAGCGAAGUGCGUGCAAAUUAUAACCGCAAUAAUGCCGUUGCUGGAGCUGACGAAGAUGAGAUUAUGGAAACGAGCGGACAGGAUAUCCUCAAAGAUGGUCAAUUUGCAAAUGUUCUCUCGGGGCUACUCCAUCAGCAACCAGAGGAGCCAGUCUACAAUGUGCAGCGAUUAGGCGAUCCUGAUCGAAUUCUUUGUCUGUUUAAAGAUUCAAAAUCGAAAAGAAAGAAACCAGAGAGUCAAACUACCCAGGAAGGAAAUCACCAACAUGGUAACGAAAAUCAAAGUCAAAAUUCUGCCGAACCAAAUCCCCCAAAUUUUGCGAGCCAUCAAGUACAAAAUCAAAAUCAGAAUCAAGGGUAUGGACCACCACAACAACAAAAUCAAGCCUAUGGACCACCUCAGGAACAAAAUCAAGUCUAUGGACCACCCCCACAGCAAACGCCAGCUUAUGGACUACCUCAGCAACAAAAUCAAGCCUAUGGACCACCCCCACAGCAAAAUCAAGCAUAUGGACCACCCCAGGAAAAAAAUCAAGGGUAUGGACCACCUCCACAACAAAAUCAAGCCUAUGGACCACCCCCACAGCAAAAUCAAGCAUAUGGACCACCCCAGGAAAAAAAUCAAGGGUAUGGACCACCUCCACAACAAAAUCAAGCAUAUGGACCACCCCCACAACAAAAUCAAGCAUAUGGAUCACCCCCACAACAAAAUCAAGCAUAUGGACCACCUUCACGUCCACCAAAAUCAUAUAGUUUCAGCAUUUCCUUUGGGGAUAGGUUGCGACCACGAAAAAAGCAACGACACCAGCAACAAUUUCAUGGACCCCCACCACCAAUGGCAGUCGGACCUGUGCCCCCACAGCAGCCCGUAUAUUUCCAGCCUCAACAAAACUUCAACGUACAACCUCAACAAAAUUUUAAUUCACAACCUCAACUACUGACGAAUUCUGUCCAAACAAAUUUCCAGCCUUCUCCACCCCAAACUAACUUCCAACCUCACCAACAAACUGAUCACUUUGCGAGUAACAUUAUGUCGCAACCAGACUCUAACCCCAACACGCAAUACGGAGUGCAACCUUCUCCUCCACAACAAUACUACAACAGCCCCCUCGACCAAGUAAACUACCCACUUGCUCGACCAGACCAACAGAUCAACACCGGCUACAACUACGAUAAUCAACAAGAACAAAAGGAUCUCAACUUUGUCUACGUGUACGGCCCCCCAGAAAAUAGCUUUGGUGACGAGGCUUCACGUCCACUUCCGCCCGUCAGAGUGCCACAUUCGAAGCCCGAAACGCGUUACCAAGUGGUCGUGAUCAAAGCCCCAAAUCCCCCACCUCAUCCCCAAGUGGAGAUUCAGCUUCCAACUCCACCGGAGCAAAAGACCCUCGUCUACGUUCUUGUCAAAAAACCUCAGUCAGCCCCAGAAAUAAAAUUCACAAAACCCCCAACGACAACUCCAGCUCCCCCAGAAGUAUUUUUCAUCAAAUACAAAAAUAAUCAUCAAGGUUUGCCUUCAACUUCAGACAUAAAUUCAGACUCUUACAACGCCAUUGCUCAGAAUGAGAACGACUUUGCAAGUGAACAGAUCGCUGAAAAGUAUGUGAAUAAUGAAAAUGAAGGUGGUUAUCGAGAAAAGUUUAGACCAUCCUUCAUGCUGCCCUCGACAUCAUCUGCAUUUGCGAUGGAAAUGGGGUCCAACAGACCUCCACUCUUCUCCACUUCGUCGUCAUCGUCGUCAUCCUCCCACUACACAGCUCCUGGUUCAGUACCUUGGAAUCGAAAAUAAAUGCUAGAACUAUUGGCAUGGAGGACUUCGUGGGACCCACCAGUAUUUAUUUCCAUGUACAUACACAAGAGCAAAACGACCUUAUCAUUCAAGUUUACCAAUAUAUUUCAUUUACAAUGCGAGAGUUUUUUUGUAAGCUUCAAAAGUCAGUAAAUUAUUAUUUUUGACAAA
Messenger RNA from Folsomia candida, 2883 nucleotides. Its product is annotated as basic salivary proline-rich protein 2. NCBI's taxonomy places the organism in Eukaryota, Metazoa, Arthropoda, Collembola, Entomobryomorpha, Isotomidae. The transcript is spliced from 2 exons. The coding region runs from base 826 to 2712 and encodes 628 amino acids. The record is from RefSeq and is a predicted model, not a curated record.